This is a messenger RNA of Chenopodium quinoa (quinoa), 1104 nucleotides long. RefSeq lists its product as uncharacterized. The transcript is spliced from 5 exons. Lineage: Eukaryota; Viridiplantae; Streptophyta; Magnoliopsida; Caryophyllales; Amaranthaceae. Bases 1 to 1104 code for a protein of 367 amino acids. The record is from RefSeq and is a predicted model, not a curated record.
AUGGAAUUCUGCUAUCAUAUUCUUAUUGGUUUUCAACCUACAUUGACUGCUUUGAAUAAGCUGAACAAUGGAAUCAUGUGGCUAAACCUGAUAUAUUUCUUCAUGAUGAUGGUUGCUAGUGAAGUUGAUAAAAACGCUGUGCUCUGGGCCUCAUAUAUUCCCUACCUUCUUUUGAAUUGUUGGAGUCCUGAUUCCCUAAGUAGGAUUGGAAGUAUUGUAGGGGUGCCUUUGUAUGCUGAUGCAUGCACUUCCAGGCAAAUGAGGGUGCCUUUUGCAAGGUUGCUUAUUGAGGUUGAUGUGACACAGGAAUUGCAAAAAUCUGUGUUCAUUCAGGAUGCUGAUGGUAAGGUGGUUGAACAGCAAGUGCACUAUGAGUGGGCCCCUCCUUAUUGUCAGAAUGUUGAUCCAGUUAUAGAAGGUGAUGCUAGGGGGAGCUCUGUUGAUACUACUUCUACUCCUGCAGUUGAACAAAGAGUGGAACCUGCUGUGGUUUCCACUCCUGCUAUCAACACUGUUACUGGGGAGCAGAUGGUUGGAGGACUGACACUGAAGAGGAAGAGGAGGGGGAGGAUGAGGGACCCCAAUAAAGUGGCAGAAGUGAAGAGGUUGUGUAAGCAGCAAACUAUUAGUAUAGUCAGUAUUCUUGAAACUAAAGUAAAACCUCAAAAGAUGCAGGCUAUCCAAAAGAAGUUUGGUACAAGGUGGCACUGGCAAUGUAAUUAUGACUAUUCUUCCAAAGGUUGGUUAGGGUGGAUAGAUGAGUUGGUGAAUGUGUCUGUCUUACAAGUGAAUGAGCAGUUCAUUCACUCUUUGGUUGUUGAUAAGCAAAGGAGCAAUUCUAUUCAUCUCACUGUUGUUUAUGGACUGCAUACAAUUGAGACUAGGAGAGCUCUAUGGAGGGAUUUUUUGAAUGUGGCAGUUACUCUCUCCCCUUGGGUGGGGGAUUUCAAUACUAUUUUAGCUACUGAAGAUAUAAUUAAUGGAGCUCCUGUUACUGUGUAUGAAACUCCGGAUUUUGAGGCUUUUCUUUCUAUUUCUGAGGUUCCAAGUACAGGGUUUUUUACCGUUGGAAGAGAAAAGGGAAGAAUUCUCUGUUUGGAUUAG